Penaeus chinensis is the source of this 2028-nucleotide messenger RNA. RefSeq names its product kinase D-interacting substrate of 220 kDa-like. The coding region runs from base 196 to 1380 and encodes 394 amino acids. The record is from RefSeq and is a predicted model, not a curated record. The transcript is spliced from 13 exons. NCBI's taxonomy places the organism in Eukaryota, Metazoa, Arthropoda, Malacostraca, Decapoda, Penaeidae. Gene Ontology annotation, molecular function: protein binding.
GUCACGUGUGCGUUUGCCAGCGGUCGUGGAGGCAUCAUGCACCUGCUGCUGCUGCUGCUGUAUUAAGUCAGCCUCGAGGAGUGUGAUCCAGGACUGCACGGACCUGAAGGAAGUGCCAAUAGGACUCGUUCACCUGUCUUCGUUAGGAGACUUAUAGGCCUCGCCUCGCCCACGCCCCGGCACGUCAGAGCCAGGAUGCGCACGCUGUGUGUGGCGGUGAUACUGGCCGCGUGGCUGGCGGCGGUGGCGGCGGAGAAGGUGAAGCCGUUCGUCUACGACGAGCUGUACAAGGACCCCUGCGACGACCCCAGCAAGGAGCCCCCGAGGAAGAGGAACUCCUGCAAUGGUAACGCCAUACUGCUGUGGGCAAGCAAGGGAAAGCACCGCAAAGUGAAGUACUUGCUUAAACAACCCGACACCGCCUACCUCAUCACCUACCAGGAAUCGAGGGGCUGGCGGAAGGGCUACACGGCGCUCCUGUGGGCCUCCGAGGCCAACAGCACCCGCACGGUCCUCAUGCUCCUCGACGCCGGGUCCAUCAUCGACCACAGGAGUUACGGAAACUUCACGGCCGUCUACCUGUUGGCGGAGAACAAUAACCUGGCUGGCGUGACCCGGAUCCUGGAGAUGGGCGCUGACCCCAACGUCGUGACCGCGAUGGGUUACACGGCGUUGUUUAUGGCCACGUGGAAUGGACAACCGCAGAUAGUCAAGGUUCUCCUCGACCACAAUGCCAACCCUAACUACACUACUCCUAAUACAAAAUACUUCCCGCUGUACAUCGCCUCCAAGAACGGACACAAGGAGAUCGUGGAGCAUCUCCUCGACGCCUACGCCAACUUCAACAUGCAGACGUCGUGGGGUGUGACGGCUCUACACGCGGCUACUUACUGGGGUCACUUGGAGGUCGUCAUUGCCUUGCUGGCCGCUGGAGCUGACACGGACAUGCAGGAAAAAGACGGUUUCACUCCGCUUCAUAAAGCCACCUACUACGAAUUCCCGGACAUCGUUAUGGCUUUGAUCGACUCGGGGGCGAACGUCGACUUACAGAGCAAAGAGGGCGACACACCGCUCAUCUACGCCGCCAAGAAGGGGAACGUCGACCUCAUCAACCUCCUGGUCAACGCCACCGCCAACCCGAACCUCCAGGAACACACAGGCAAGACGGCAUUACAUUGGGCCGUCAUUAACCGCAAGGCCAACUGCGUCAGGGCUCUUCUGUGGAGCUGCCCGGACCUCCUCAUCAGGGACCACGACGGGAUGACGGCAUACGAUAUCGCCCAGUACAAACCCAAGGAAGAGGUCCUCCAACUUCUGGAAGGUCACGACCCCUCCAACUGUACCAUGAAUCCUGAUUUCAUGAAUAAUGAAGUGUACUAGCGUCUCUGAGCCAACGUUAAGAGGCCCCGAGUGGAGUGAGGAGCUGCAAAGGGAAGAGGAAAAUGGAAAGACUCUUGCGUCCGUUUUGCUUCGAUGGCGUUCUAUUUUUUAUCAAAACCUGAAACAAAACAAAACAAAAAGUUCAUGCGAAAAGAAAACUGGAGAUGAGUUUCGAUGUUCUUCAAGCGUGUAAAUGGAGAUUGUAAGGGAAAAGGUUAUCAUUUCACUGAAUAAUAAAGAUAUUUAUAUCAAUAUUGUCCAGAUUACGGAAGUAAGACUUGUAAAUACACUUCAGCAGUCUUAGCAAAUUGUUAUAGCAUUAUCUAAGUCUGUGGAAUUAUAUGCAGUAUAGCACCAAAGAGAUACUGAGCAACUUAUAACUACUAGUCAGUAUCUUAACAGGGAUGGCUCGAAUGGCAUCCUAUUUAGACAAAGCUGACGCCACAAACCACGUGAUAUUCUGUGCCUUUAUAUUGCCCUAUUUUGCAGAAUAGGCCACUGAUUAUUAAUAUAAUUUGUGAUAACAGCAUUACCAAAUAUAUCAUUUACUGAAAUGCUUCGAAAAAAAAAAAAAAAAAUCUGUGUUUAGAAAUGCAUAUCGUCAUUUGCUUUUUGUUUAGUCAACUCUACCUCAUCUUACAAAGAUAU